CACGCAGCGUGUCACUGUGACAGCUGUGACAGCGAAAAUACUAUUCUUGCACUACGUGAGUAAUAAAAUCGGUAAAUCGCCGAUUGCAACUGAGCCUCUUUUCUUAAAGCAAGGCGUAAAAACCGGUCGUGAUUACCAUGUCCACAAAAGAAGUAGAGAAAACAGCUGAUGAUAGUGCUGAUGAUGAGACGGACUGGCUGUAUGGAGAUGAUAAUUUUGAAGAAGGAGAGAGUACAGAAAAGGAAGUCUUCAGUGCCCUGAUUGGUGAUGUGGAUGGUGUGAUUGGACUCAGUUACCAAGAGAGUGAAUCAGACAGUGAUGAUGAUGUCUGUGUGACCAUCGGUGGCAUUAAAAUGGGCGGAUCCCAGGGCUCGUCAUUUGAAUCCAGUUCCAUCAGUCUGAACAUAAAGACCUCUGUAUCAGGCUCUAAGUCCAGAGGGCUGGAUCUGAAUGCUGAGGGCAAUCUCCUGGAGGUGGAUGUAGAGUCCUUUGAGGAGAAGCCAUGGAGGAAGCCAGGGGCAGAUCUGUCUGAUUACUUUAACUAUGGUUUUAACGAGGACACCUGGAAGGCAUACUGUGACAAACAGAGACGGCUGCGCAUGAGUCUAGAGAUCUUGAGCCUGGGGUCAUCCAGCAAAAUAAUGGUGCAUCAGAAGUCUAAUGAUCUGUUAGAAUACUCAUCCAGCAAGUCAAGCGGUUCGAUCAAUGUUAUCGAAGGACAGACAGGGACCAUCAGUCGAGUGGAAGGCAGAAGACGUCACAGUGCAGAUGAAAAUAACAUCCAGGUUGUUUCGGAGCAUUCUUCGGACACAGAGUUAUCCUCGCCAAAGCUGUCGCCCUUUUUUCCUUCAAAUAUUCCACCUCCACCUUUCCCUCCACCCCCCCUCAUACCACCACCUGGUUUUCCUCUACUUCCUGGGGCUCCUCCACCUAUAAGACCAACAACAGAUAGCAGUGGACGUUUGGCUGGAGGCUAUGAUGGACGCUCAGCCCCACCUUACCCCUUCCCUGCAGGUGUGUACUCACCUGCAGUGGGCAUGUCUUCCUGGCCUGGCAUGAUCGACAAUGGCAAGGCAUGGGAGUAUUAUGCCCGCAAACAAAGGAACAGAGAAAAGGAGAAAGAGAAAACCAGAGAGCGAGGGCACAGGAAAGACAGAGAGAGGGAGAGGGAGAGAGAGAGGUACAGAGAAAUGGAUCGUGAGCAUAGUCCCUCCUCACAAGACCACAAAAGUGAAGAGGAGCGCCCGUCUCGGCACAGGGAUCACAGUCAUUACGGGAGUGACAGGUAUCGAGAAAACUCCGGAAGAGAUGGAGAGAGUGACAGACGUCGAGAGAGAAGACACGGAGACAGGCAUGAACAACACAGAUCCUCACGCAGUGGCCACAGUAGGAGGCGUCAUGAAAGUGGUGACACAGAUAGCCACAGGAGAAACAGGCACAAACGCUCCAGACAUCACCGAGAGAGCAGGGAGCCCAGCGAGGAGUGCAGUGCAGACCAGGAGAACCAGUCAGAGAAGACAAAUUCAUACUCAUCUGGGAUGGCAUUAGGAAUUGUUAUUUUUCUGAAGUACAGUGUGUGGUGAUGGAAGCAAUUGAAGAUGAGAAAAAGUGAAAGAAAAGAGACAGAAUCGGACACACCUCUGAGGUUGAGAUGAGAGAUGUGUGUGAGAGACUCAGAACUGGGAGAGAGAUCACAUACUGAAAUACAGUGGAAGACACGGUACUCACACAAACACACACACUCUCUCUCUCUUGCCCAUAUGAGUCUCAUAAAAACAUACAAACCACACCAUUAUCUAUCUUAAUACAGCAAAUAAAGACUAAACCCCUUGGUUUGUGUGUGUGUGUGUGUGUGUGUGUCUUUAUUUGAUAGACACAAUUUAAACACACACACAGGCCUCCAUAUACCUGCCUGCACAUGAUCACUCCUGUGCCUUCACACGCCUACAUGCAUGUCACAUAUGACAGAAAUAAAAAGGAUAAAAUUUCCAUAUGCUCAACUGGGGGCUGGUAUCAAGUGUGUAUGAUAGAAAGAAGGAUAUGGCAGUGUGUAUGAGUAGGAGUGUGUUGUUGUACAAGUCUGUUAUUUUCUAGUGUUAUAUGCAUAUAUUUGCAGAACUGAUGAUAGUUAUACAUAUGUAUUAGCAGGUGUCUUUGUUUGUGUGUGUACUCGCAUUCAAAGUGUGUAAGGGAGAUAAGAUCAGAGGGGCACCUUGGAAACAGGUGUGUGUGGCAUUGUUGUGUCCCAUUCACACAUACAACAAUUUUAUUGCUGGAGGUUGCCAGGUUGCUGUUCUGUGGGUCGCUAGUAAACAUUCCUAUUGCUGGUCGCUGAAAUGUUAUUUGAUCACAAAUGUUUAUCAGAUGUAUUGCUGGUAAAACAUAAGAUUCUAUUUUCAUUCUUAUUACAUUCUAAAUGGGCGUUCAGACUGAAUGCAUUCGCAUUAAAUAAGAUGCACAGUGCAAUGAAUAGAACAGAUUGCAGGUGUCUCAAAAUGUUUUUCGAACUCCACACGUCAUCUUCCAAAAGUUUUGUGAGACACGGUGCAACGGUCAAAUAAGUCCGUCUAGUGCAGUUUUUCCCAGUCCUCAUCCUAGAGGCCCUCUAACAGUACAUAUUUUAUUUAGAUGUCUCCCUUAUCUAACACACCCAUUUCAGGUCUUGGAGUACUUGACUAAUGAGUUGAAUCAGAUGUGAUGUUAUAUUAGGGAGAAAAUUAAAAUGGAUAGUGUUUGGGGCUCUCUAGGAACAGGGUUGGGAAACACGGGUGUAGUGCAUGUUAACGUAGAAAAACAGCCCAAAUGGACGCAUUUGGUGUGAAAAGCAUUCUGUGUGAAUUUUUAAUUGUCCUGUAAGUCAUUCUAUAUUAACAAGUCUAAAAGUGGCGCUCCUAUGCGAGACACUGAAAAAAGGCAAGAUGUAGCGAAACAAAAAAAAAUCUAUGUCUAUCCAAAUCAGCUGACACAAUAACAUGUUUGGUGUGAACGAUCCGAAGUCAUUCUACUUUGACAAAGUUUAUUGCUGCUAAAAAUUUACAUUUUAGAGGGGACAGUAUUUGUAUGUAAAUUGCAGCAGUGCUCUACGCAUCAUUUCAAGAACAAGACGAACAAUAUAUCAAUGAAUGAAUCAAACUCACUUGGAAUGGCAACAAUUCCUGCAUCAUUUUUUUAAUUUUUAUUAUUUCCCUGCAUGUGGGCAGAGACAAAUCAAAUAAGACAGUGAAAUUACUCAGUCACUUGAACUUUUCAUUAACUUUGUGAAAUCACACAGUAACAUAAACCUUUCAUGCAUCUUGUCUGCACUCAGCUCCUUUACUUCACAGAAGACGAAUGGUAGUCUGAUGGUAGUUGAUAGUUACUGCAUCGCAUUACUGCUCAUUUGCAUACAGUUACAUUUUUCUCAAAUUUGUUGCAUUGCUGGACACACCCAGAUUGCAUCAGCAAUGGACACUGUCGCUCAUGUUGCCGGAAAUCGCCAAAUCUCAUUGAGAAUGAAUGACUUCCGACGCUUUGCCGCUGCAGAUCCCUGUAUGUGGGUAACGCCCCUUUAGCUGUGUCUGAAUUAG
This is a messenger RNA of Myxocyprinus asiaticus (Chinese sucker), 3566 nucleotides long. RefSeq names its product pre-mRNA 3'-end-processing factor FIP1-like. Lineage: Eukaryota; Metazoa; Chordata; Actinopteri; Cypriniformes; Catostomidae. Gene Ontology annotation, cellular component: mRNA cleavage and polyadenylation specificity factor complex. The coding region runs from base 138 to 1583 and encodes 481 amino acids. The record is from RefSeq and is a predicted model, not a curated record. Gene Ontology annotation, molecular function: RNA binding. The transcript is spliced from 17 exons.